Messenger RNA from Rhizoctonia solani, 1134 nucleotides. Its product is annotated as Zinc finger HIT domain-containing protein. Bases 1 to 1134 code for a protein of 377 amino acids. NCBI's taxonomy places the organism in Eukaryota, Fungi, Basidiomycota, Agaricomycetes, Cantharellales, Ceratobasidiaceae. The record is from RefSeq and is a predicted model, not a curated record. The transcript has 6 exons.
AUGCCGCGAAUAUUCGACCUCAAAACUCGAGUCGAGCAAGUGCAACCCGGGUCAAGCAAUCCGUGUGGAGUAUGCCAACGUCAGUUUGCGAAAUAUACAUGCCCAGCUUGUAACCUCCAGUAUUGCUCGUUGAUGUGCUAUCGUGCAGAGGCCCAUUCUGCAUGCACUGAGACCUUCUACAAAGCGGCACUUGUCGAAGAAAUUAAAUCAGAGCCAGCGAGACCGACGGAGGAAAAGCAACAGAUGCUUGAACUUCUCAAAAGGUUCGAAGAGGAGUCAAUCGAGGAAGAAGGCUCUGACGAAGAAGAUGAUCUUGCGUUGCGCUUAGAAGGUGUUGAUUUGGACAAAGUUGAUCAUGAAACCUUGUGGGGGUUACUAUCCGAGCAAGAAAAGCAGAAAUUUACUAAAAUGCUGAUGAACCCUACGUCCGAGAACUCUCAAGACUUGCUGAACGCGAGCAGACUUUUAGAAAAUAGUGAAGACCCCUGGUGGGUACUGGAUAAUCCAUUGGACAGUACACUGCCAAUGGUCAAGCAAAUUCCCUCUACUAUGCUUGCGGGAAAGUUUAAUCCUAUACUUCUCUUUAACGUUUUUCAUUUAAGUUUGACUUAUGCAUAUACGGUCCGGACAUUUGCAGCGUCAUUUCUCUCGACUCGGGUGUCUGACGAACUCGAGGGAAUCCGGGAAUUUAUGCUCCCGUUAUCACCGUUCCUGCGAGAUCGAAAGUCUACUGUAACUUUUACUUCGGUUGACAGCGUAAUCACCGAUUGGGUCUCCCAUUUGCCAGAACUCCCAAACCACAGACUACUUAAACUACUCACGGAAGACGCUAGACGUAUAUUUCACUCCCAACCCAUCGUAGUGGAAGACGACUCGCCAUCUCAGUCAUCAAACCACGAUAAUUGUAUGCGCUUCUUGUCCGACUUACACACACUAUUCGACGGCCUGAAGAAGCACGCGCAUGUUACACACAAAUUGACAUUCUAUCUUGCUUUCCUUGUGAACCUUCCGACAUCGGCAUCUAGGGAACUUCUUGGCGCAAUAGGGGCAUGGCAAGUAAAGCACCAAGAAGGCGAACAAGACACAUCACGAAUCGAUACGAUCAGGUCGAGAACGCUGAUAGAGGAGAUCUAG